CAUAUCUGACUUCUGCAGACAUAAGACGUCCGAAAUAAAGCCAUAGGCCUAUAGGGCGGGUUUUUUAAUACACCGUAUUGGAGAUGUUGUUUGUGUUUCAUAAGUAAUUGAAUAAUUUGUUCAAUCAUUUUUACCGUCUGUUCAAAUCAACACUUGGGAUUUUCAAUGAAUAUAUCGCAGUCCAGGAACGCAUUCCUAUUCAAUUCAAUGGAAAGCUGUCCGAGUGGCAGAAUAGAGUCCAUUGGCAGCAGUAGCGGGAGCUCUGGAGAAUCUCUACGGGGUGAGAGAAGUCUGUCUCUCUCUCUCUCUCAGAGGUCAGUUGACAUGGUGUCUUCGGAGAUGACACCAGAGCAGAAGUUAGCACAGUGCAACAGCAGAGUGCAAGACUUUGCUGACAGUGAGCAGUUUGAUGCCUGCAUCCAAGAGACAGUGCGGCUUGUAGCCCUCAGCCGACUAGUGUACGGAGAUGGGCAUUUGAAACAAGCUCAGGCCUAUGCUAGACUUGCCAAAGCAUACCUAAAGUUUAAAGGAUGGGCGGCCCAGGCUGACGAGCAUGCCUCCAGGGCCCACUCCCUCCUUCCCCUCUCUGUGCCCUCAUCCACCCCCCAGGAGGAGCGGGUUGCCAGGCUACAUUGCCUGCUCAGUACCCAACAGACUCAGGGAGGAGCAGCCCUGCUCCUGGGAAACCUUAUGGAAGCUGAGUCCUUCUUCAUUAAGGCAGAGGGAAUCUUGGGAGAGCUACAGGAGCUCAGCGGAGUCAGUCCAGAGGAAAGCACUAAAACUGAGUUUGAAAUUUCCACAAACCUAUCCAGGGUGUACCAGCGCCAAGGCCGGUCAGGGGAGGCUCUGGCCCAGUGUCAGAGGGCUCUGGAGCUGCAGGAGGAGAUGGGUGAAGCUGGCAGGAGCUGCUCCAUCCACAGAGACAUGGCCGCCAUAGAGCAGGCCAGGGGAAGACUGGACAAAGCCAUCGAGCAUCUCCUUCAGGCUCAUGCCAUUGCCCUGAGUCAGAGCCCUGAGGGGAUGGAGGGGGCACAUGUUGCCCACAGUCUGGCUCUGGCCUACUCCAGUGCAGCAGAACCCCACCACAAUGAUUCUGCUGCACAUUACUUUGAGGAGAGUCUGAGUGUGUACAGGAGUGUGACAGGCCCAGAGGAUGCCACAACGCUGACCGUGCUGGAUGACUACUGCCGCUUCCUCCUGCAAACUGGCCAACAGGAGAGGAGUGUGGCGUUGCAGCGCGAGUCACUGGCCUUGAAGAGGAGCGCCUUCGGUGACCUGAGCACUGAGGUGGCUGAGACACUGCAGCUGAUUGGUGGAGUGGAGAUGACUCAGGGACAGAUGAAACAGGCCCAUAAAACCAUGAGCAAGUGUCUUGAGGUACAGAUUGCACUGUUUGGACCUCGGCAUAAGAAGACCAGAGCUACUCAAAGAACUGUGAAUAUGCUGUCUCAGGUGCCAGAGGUUUCUGCAGUGCAUAGAAGAGAGGGCAGCCUACAGACAAGGCCUCCAUUUUGUGCAGUUGUGCCAUCCCCCACAGCGAAAGGGAUAAAUACCAACAUGUCAGACCCUUAGCAGUUCUGCCUGUUGGGACAAUCUGGAUGAAUGGACCCCAAGCUGUCACAGGGACAGCAAUCCUUGUCCUCUGAUGCCACUAGAAAUUAAGGCCGUUGGAACACGGCCAAGUAAUACCUCGGACGGAGCUACACAAUCUUGCCUGCCUCUUUGUUCAGUCUUUCAGGGGCAUUUUGUUUAACUGUUGGUUAGGCAACCGCAACAGCGCUACUAUGAAUUUGAGGUGGCAGCAAUCUCUAAUGUGUGUACAGUGAGUCUUUUUCUCAUGCAUGCCAUUAUUUUUUUUUUUUUAAAGUACUCCAAAAUAAAGGACACAGACUCUUGA
Molecule: messenger RNA, 1897 nt
Organism: Alosa sapidissima (American shad)
Lineage: Eukaryota; Metazoa; Chordata; Actinopteri; Clupeiformes; Clupeidae
Gene: ttc23
Product: tetratricopeptide repeat domain 23
Exons: 11
Coding region: 166-1572 (468 amino acids)
Molecular function (GO): protein binding
Source: RefSeq, a predicted model, not a curated record